This is a messenger RNA of Frankliniella occidentalis (western flower thrips), 884 nucleotides long. RefSeq names its product ejaculatory bulb-specific protein 3. NCBI's taxonomy places the organism in Eukaryota, Metazoa, Arthropoda, Insecta, Thysanoptera, Thripidae. Bases 170 to 640 code for a protein of 156 amino acids. The record is from RefSeq and is a predicted model, not a curated record. The transcript is spliced from 3 exons.
CCGAGACAGCGCCAACCGUGCAAAAACACACUGCCAGCGGCGCCAUCGGCCGUCGCGUCCAGGCGCGGGGGCUCUCAGUCCGCUCAGUCGCAAACCUGCCACCGCCGCACCGACACCUCUGCACACACGCUCGGACCUUACUCAGGAACUCGUCGGACACAGCCAGGCCAUGAACUCCGUCUCCGCCCCCGCCCUGCUGCUGCUGGUGGUGGUGGCGCUGGCCACCGUCCACGCCGCCCCCAGGGAUGGCCCCGCCAGCACCGAGUGCCCGGCGGGCAUCAAGGCGGCCAAGGCCGGGCCGGCCGCCCAGGGCGUUAAGUACACCACCAAGUACGACAACAUCAACGUGGACAUGGUGCUGCACAACGAGCGCCUGCUCAACAACUACAUGGAAUGCCUGAUGGAUCGCAGGGCCUGCUCCAAGGAAGGCCAGCUCCUCAAGGAGAUCAUCCCGGACGCCCUGCAGACGGACUGCGCGCGGUGCUCAGAGAAGCAGAAGCAGAUCGCCGGCACCAUCAUGUCCUACCUGCUGCAGUACAAGAAGAAGUACUGGGACGAGCUUCUUUGCAAGUACGACCCAGAGGGGAACUUCCGGAAGAAGUACGAGGUAGACGAGGAUGACGAAGAUGACGAAGAAUAGAACUAGACAACUUGGAAGUUUUUUUUUUUAUUUUUUUUACAAGUUCUGCUCAAUUUUUGGACUUUGAUUUUUGUGUGUGAGUUAUUCGCGCUACUCUCCCUUGUCGCUUUGGCACCAACGCAGAGGACGGUCUGAAAAAGCGCCUGUGAUAGCCUCAUCGUUUGCAUUAAGUACAACUUUUUUUCGAUUUGUGAUUGUAAGAUAUGUAUCAUAAUAAAACAAGUAAUGUAGGUAAGCAAAACGA